UAUUGUUUUUUAGUUUCGCCAUCAAAUUUUUUUUAUGUACCUAUUACGUUUUAAAUUUUUCUAUAUGUUAGUGAUCCAUAACUAUUUUUGGUAUAUAAUAAUUAUUCACAAUGUUAUACAAUAAAUAUUCUAGCUAUUAGAUUAAACAGUUCUUUCAAAAGAAGUAAUAGAAAUUGAGAUAUAACAAAAUUAUAAAGUUCGGAAAAGACAAUAUUAUGAAACUGUUAUCUGAAAUGUUUCUGAGAACAAAACAUAUCAUUAGAGGAACUUACUACUUCUCUAUUAGAAAUAACUUAUAUUCUUCACAAAUAACAGAAGCUUUGCCAGCAAGUGGCGAAGGAGUUAAUAUUAGUGAUGCUUGUGUUACGAAAUUAAAACAGUUAUGUGAUGGUAAUAAUAGUUUUUUGAGGCUUUGCGUGGAAAGCGGCGGUUGUUCUGGUUUUCAAUAUAAAUUUGACUUGGACAAUAAAAUGGAGAAUGAUGACAGAGUAUUCGAAAAAGAUGGUGUAAAAGUAGUAAUUGAUGAGACUUCACUGGAAUACAUAAAAGGAUCUACAAUAGACUAUCAUACAGAAUUAAUAAGAUCAGCCUUUAGAGUUAUACAGAACCCUAAUGCAGAUAUAGGAUGUUCAUGUGGAGCAAGUUUUUCAAUAAAAAUCGACUGAUCUCCAUUGCAAAUAACAUUUUUUAUAUAUUUAUUGCAAUUAAGUUUGUAUUAUAAUAUUUACCCAAUGUUUUUUCAAAAUGCUAAGUAGCUUACCUUACACCUUAUAUUUUUAUUAAUUUGCUUGAAAUUAGUAUUUAAAAUUAUUCAUUAGGAAGCUCAAAAAUUGUUUUAGUUAUAAAAAAUAUAUACUUUAGCUGUGUCAAAUAUUCCAAUUAAAUUCUACAAUGAAUUGUGUAGUCAUGUCCAUAUAUUUGUUUGUUGUUAAUUUAUAAUUGUAAGCAUCAUAUUAUUCAAACCUCACUAUAUAUUUUUAGUCCUAAUUUACACAUCCACUCACUACACAUCCACAGUUUCCUAAAAGAUUUCACCUAACAGAUUGAUGUUUUUAUUAUAUAUUCCUUUUAUUGCUUGAUAAAUUUAGAAACCUGAAAUUUAGGAACCUGAAAAUAAAUUAUAACUGUCAUCUAUAGACAACACAUUGCCACUCCUAAGACUAAAGUGAUAUCUUGUAUUGUGUUGUACAAUAAUGUACAUCAAUGCUUCAGUCUAAAAUAAAUAGAUAAAAUUGUUGUACUUUCCUAUAUGGCUUACAUAAAACUACACACUGUUAUGUCCAAGUCCUUAUGCAUGCUAUGUACAAAGUAAUAAAAAAGCUCAACAUAAAUCUUAAUUUGCAAGAACUUUGACUCAAUAUUUUUUCAUUAGUAUUAUGGAAUCUUCAUUUCAAUAUAAUAAAAUGCUUGUGACUAUCUAAUCUAAGAUUAUAGACUUGAGAAUUUACAUCAAGCGGAAGAUUAUUUAUUUAUUGUUCUGUAUUCUGUAAAUAAAGCUACUAUCCAUUAUUAUGUAAUGUAUUAUUUAUUCAGUUUAUUAUCUUCGAUUAAUUGAUAUAUAUAGAUAUUAUAUUAUAUAUAAAUAUAGAAUUGCUAAGAAUCUGCUUAUACAUAUUGUUUUGUUUUCUGUUCUUUUUUUUUUGUAUUCACAAGUAAAGGCUAUUAAGAAGUGACACUGCCACCAUUUCAUUGAGUAAAACAGUUUUUACCCUACAGUUGUUUAGCAAUAUUCUUGUUUCAGUGCUAGGAUUAUUACAAAGGGUGGAUAAGAAAGUUAUUGCCUAAUUUGUUUAAAAAAAAAAAAGGAAUACUGUUACAUAUUGAUUUAUCUCAGAUCAGCAUUGAACAUUCUGACAGCAUUGAGCAAUCCCCGUGUAGAUUACACAUGUGACUCAAAAGUUUACUAUUAGUAUUGAAAUAUAAUGCAUCUAUAUACUAUCUAUAUAUUAUUUGUAUAAGCAUGAUACUUGGCACCAUUGCAAAUGGUGCUACAAUAUGAUGGUUGAAGUUGCCAUCAAUAAGCAGUGACUGCAAUCUAUAUAUGCAUCAGAAAAGUGUCACUUGCAGCUUUCGUUCUGAAUAUGAAAAUAUAUUAUACAAACUAGGGUAGAAGUUAUAAACCUAGAUUUAUGUUUUAAAGUUUAAUGCACUUUUUAGAAUAUUAAUAAAGAUUUUUCUGUGAUACAUAUUUAAUGCCAUUUGUAGAAAAUAAUUGAAUAAAGUUAUUUGGUGACAUGAA
Messenger RNA from Galleria mellonella (greater wax moth), 2239 nucleotides. RefSeq names its product iron-sulfur cluster assembly 2 homolog, mitochondrial. Gene Ontology annotation, biological process: iron-sulfur cluster assembly. The coding region runs from base 216 to 665 and encodes 149 amino acids. The transcript is spliced from 2 exons. Gene Ontology annotation, cellular component: mitochondrion. Gene Ontology annotation, molecular function: 4 iron, 4 sulfur cluster binding; 2 iron, 2 sulfur cluster binding; iron ion binding. NCBI's taxonomy places the organism in Eukaryota, Metazoa, Arthropoda, Insecta, Lepidoptera, Pyralidae. The record is from RefSeq and is a predicted model, not a curated record.